AUUUGUAAAUAAACUUACAAUGCGAUUUACUCAUUUUAUUUGCUGUUGAUCUCUGCUUAGAGCAGGUUCAUAUUGGAGCUGAGAUAUUGAAAAGUUUAAAGUUCCGCAAGCAAUAUGAUUAAGUCGUAUAUAUUAAUCGCAGCUGCCUGGUUUUUAUAUAAAGCUGUGUGUAGCACCGUUCUGCCUAGUGAUAUUGUAAAAUGCCACUUUGGAGAUUCACCUUGUAUUAUAAAAAGCAUUAAUGAUGUAAUCAGAAGAUACCCCAAAGGCAUACCGGAGAUUGGUCUGCCGCCAUUGGAUGCAACGGAAAUGGAAGAUGUUUCUAUGUUGGAUUCACCAUACCGCGGUCCGAUCUGGCUAACUUUUCACAUGAGAGAUAAUGUUAUCAAGGGCUUCAACAAUGCAACAGUUACCCACAUUGAGGGUUUUAAUCGAGAUCCAACAAUAGAACCAAUCAUGAUAAAAGCUCGCAUUCCGCGACUUGUGCACGAAGCAACCUACGAUAUGCAAGGUCAGUUGCUAAAGCUGAAAGCAAAUACAACCGGAAAACUGCAAUCUGAUUUUCAGAACAUUCACUUUACGCUCAAGAUCAAGAUCAUACUGGAAUAUCGCAACAAUAAGCGAUAUCUUAAAGUGUAUGAAAUCGUACCCAAAGUCACUUUGGAUCGAUGGAUUAUUUGGAUGAAUGAUUUGUAUAAAGAAAAUACCGACUUAACAAUAGCUAUAAAUCGAGCAUUCAAUAAAAAUUGGGUGGAAUUUUGGAACGGUGUUGAGCCGGGACUACUGAAGGCAUUUUCGGUGGCAUUUACUGGUAUUCUCAACAAGGUACUGGAGAAUGUCGCCUAUGACGAUAUGUUUCUACCCGAUUUCAAUAAAUCGAAUAGCUCAAUUUAAAGUUAGUGAAUCGAUUUAAUUCGAAACUUAUAAGAAAUUCAUAUAAAUUGGAAUACCGAUAUCAAUUUUUAUUGUUAACGAUAAAGCAUUAGGACUAGAAAAGUUGUAGUCCUUACAUCUUGUGAUUCCUGCUGCUUUUAAUAAACUUAAUCAAAUUGAAUUAUGUUAUCCACUAAUCUAAUAAUAAUCGAUUUAAUUAGCGCCUAAUAAAAACAUCACCAAUCCUGCAAUAGGCCAAGUUUACCAAGCAACACGUCAGUACUGACAGUAAAUCGACGUGGCGUGCAAAUCAACGUUGCAUGCAAUAGACACAUUAGGCAUUUGCAACUGUCGGCUAGAAGCAUGGUAACGUCAGGAGCUUCCUUGGUAACCAAGUAUUAUAGCAGAGGGGAAAUAACAAUGGUCAAGCUGCAAAAUCAACAAACUCCUUAGCAACGAGGUGCUGCCACGAUCAGUUUGCCACCCGGUUGACUCAAUGUUAACAAUUUUUGUAGCAACUGCUUUCAGUCAGCUAACAUUAGUCCAGGUGAGCAGUUGUGAUACGGAAAUAAAAUAAUAAAAUAAGUAAAAAUUCUUAAAGAUGUGGCUAAA
Drosophila albomicans is the source of this 1485-nucleotide messenger RNA. RefSeq lists its product as uncharacterized. The transcript has 3 exons. The record is from RefSeq and is a predicted model, not a curated record. Bases 115 to 894 code for a protein of 259 amino acids. Lineage: Eukaryota; Metazoa; Arthropoda; Insecta; Diptera; Drosophilidae.